GCAGGUCGCUACUCGCGAGGACGUUGUGUCCUCUCUUCUGGACUUGAGCAUGCUCCAGGCUCGUCAGGAGCGACUCACCCUCCAUGUCGUUGCACUGUGGCGCCUUCUCGCCAUCCUCUCUGACCCUGAUCGCACCCUCCCGAUCAUCCCAGUACGACUCGGAACCUCCACGAGGGUGUACUCCGCGCUGUGGGAUUCCGGUUCUCAGGGCGACUUCAUUCACCCACGCGUGGUGAAAGAAGCUCGCUUACCCACGACAGGGUCUCCAACUCCCAUUUCCGAUACCCUAGGGGAUGACAAGACCCAACGCUUCUUCGAUCAGACGGUCACCGACCUCCCUUUCUUCCUCACUCUCGAGCCGACUGAUCGUUCCCCGGCGUCUCGUCGCCACCGCUCCUCUGCACAUUUCAAUGUGAUGGAGACGGGGUACGACUUCAUUCUCGGCACUCCGUGGUCUCGUCGGUUCCGCAGCACCGAGGCCGAUUGGGCGACCAACACUCUCGUUCUCAAAACAAAGUGUGGACAAACGUAUCACGUACCUUUCAUCGGUACCACUGCGACAUCACGCCCCGAUCCUCCUCCCCCGGAGCCUUCCGUGCCCACACCAUCUCCUUUCAUCACUGUCACCUCGCCUCGGCAGUUCGCCCACUUCAUCCGACAGAACGACGUCACCUUCUUUAUGGUGGACGUGACGGAUCUCUUACACUAUGAUCCACCCUGUCCCGACGCCGAGCUUAUCCCUCUGGAGCCAGAUCCUCCUUCUAUCUCCAUGGCUCCCAUCUCUUCUUCCGUCCCCCCGCCGUCCGUCGAGUCCACUUCGUCGUCGCGCGCUGACGCUGACGCUGAGGAGCUCGCACGAUAUACGACUGACCUGGAGCCCGCAGUUCGUGACCUCAUCCGAGAGUACCACGACGUUUUCCCAUCGUCGUUCUCGAACGUCGGCAUCCCACCGAUGCGUGACGUCGAGCACUCCAUUCAGCUUGUGCCUGACUAUCGUGUUCACCACCAGGCACCCUACAGACUCUCGAUCCCCGAGGCCACCGAACUCAAGCGUCAGCUUGAGGAGCUCCUGAGACUUGGUUUCAUUAAACCCAGCAACUCCCCGUGGGGUGCACCCGUCCUCUUUGCUCGCAAAGCGGAUAGAACCCUUCGUCUCUGCAUCGACUACCGCGGUCUCAACCGCUACACGGUUAAGAACAACUACCCCAUGCCUCGUUCCGAUGAGUUGUUCGACCGCCUAGCAGGCAACCGCUUCUUUACGAAGAUCGAUCUUCGUAGCGGUUACCAUCAGAUCCGCGUCGCUGCAGCCGACCAGCCGAAGACCGCGUUCCGAUCACGAUUCGGUCACUACGAGUUCACGGUGAUGCCAUUCGGCCUCACCAACACACCCGCUACCUGCCAGAGGGCGAUGAACGAUAUCUUCAGGGACAUCCUGGAGCAGUACGUUCUCGUCUACCUCGACGAUAUCCUGGUGUAUAGUCGUACCCUUGAGGAGCACCUCAGACACCUCCGCGACGUCAUUGACCACUUGCGCAGACAUGGCUUCUACGCCAAGCUUAGCAAGUGUCGCUUUGCCCAGCACAAAGUGGAUUUCUUAGGACACUACGUGUCUGACCAGAGUCUCCACAUGGACGACGCGAAGAUCACUGCUAUUGCGGAGUGGCCCGCCCCCACAUCCGCCAAGCAGCUUCGCAGCUUCCUAGGCCUGACCAACUACUAUAGUAAUUUCAUCCCGGGAUACGCUAGUGCACGUGAGGUCGCCGACAUCGAGUAUCUCGUACGUUGGAAGGGUUACCCUGAUGAGGAGGCUACCUGGGAGCCCCUCGAGCACUUGCAGCACGCUCGCAUGAUGGUGCGUGCCUAUGACCGUGCUCGUCGUGCUGGGUUCACUGCUCCUCCUCAGCCCACUGACCCUCCUCCUUCUCCUCUGGGGAGACCACUGAAGUCGAUCCUGCUCCAUCUGAGGCAGACUUUCAGCAGCAGCCAGAUGCUUCUGAGCGUCCACAGCGCACUCGUCGCCGUCCUGCUCGAUACGACGAUUGACUCUGACUUACCUUCCCACGUCUUUGACUUCUUAGUACUCCCUCCACAUCAGUUUUGCUACUUCAGCUCGUCAACGUUACGGCUCUUCCUCUACGGCAUUCCGGACUUCUCAUCGUGGACGUCAUCGGCAGCUUCAUGGACUUCAUCACGAUCAGCUUUACCUACUUCAGACGUCGCCACUCUCUUACCACUCUACCCUGUACAGUACCCUGCUUGUGUCGCAUGAUGGUUUCCCUUUAGCCGGGUUCUUCUGAGUUGGGUUCUCCCUUGGUAUACGCAUAGGCAUUGGGACC
This is a messenger RNA of Chara braunii, 2336 nucleotides long. The record is from the annotation of a GenBank genome assembly. NCBI's taxonomy places the organism in Eukaryota, Viridiplantae, Streptophyta, Charophyceae, Charales, Characeae.